Messenger RNA from Cyclospora cayetanensis, 1590 nucleotides. RefSeq lists its product as uncharacterized. Gene Ontology annotation, molecular function: 2-oxoglutarate-dependent dioxygenase activity. Lineage: Eukaryota; Apicomplexa; Conoidasida; Eucoccidiorida; Eimeriidae. The coding region runs from base 1 to 1590 and encodes 529 amino acids. The transcript has 9 exons. The record is from RefSeq and is a predicted model, not a curated record.
AUGAUGUUCAAAAAGGCGUAUACGGAUCCUUAUGAGGCUUUUGGGGCGGUCGUUAAGGGUAGAAGGAGCCAUUUGGGCGGUCGAGGAACUGGAGGGCCCCCCGAGAACGAGCCUUUGCGCCGCCGCAGGAAUAACUGCCGAGGAGAUGCAGACCCUCGCAGACGAGAUUUCAGCGGGCAAGUUUACUCUGCUGCCGCUGUUUUUGCCGCUGUUUUUGCUGCUACACCUUUUGCUUUCGUCGAGGCACUGCAUUGUUCGCCUUCCGCUUCCCUAGCGGAACCUAAAGCCCAGCGAUCUUUCGGGAUGCGGCCGGAGAUCUUGUUCAGCAAGGAGGGACCUGUCUGGUGGUCUCCCGAGCAGCCGCGCAUUAGCAGUGCAAGCCGACUCUGCGGGAAAGAGCUCUCUUCAGCCGAAGAACGCGCUGCUCUUGAGGCGCUUCACGAGGCCUCUAAGAACCUCCACGAACUCUCGUGGACCCGGCUGCACACUGGCCACUGGGAAGCCGUGCCGCUCUGGUGCCGUGAGGCCUUUGCCGUUGCCUGCAUUCUCCUCAGCUUCUGCUACGUCUCGAGUGCCGCUGUGGCGGUUGCUGCGGCGGAAAAACACGCAGCAGCGGGAAGUGCGCCACAGGCAACAGUCCCGCCAGCGGCUCCUGCGGCAGACAGGACGGCGACAGCGUCGGAAGCGGUGCAUGCCGAUCUGUCGCAGACGGCGGAAGAGGGUCUGCGCCUUGGAUUUCGAUAUGUGGAUUUGGGCCUUAUUAUGGGGGGCCCCAAGAUUCGCCUCUACGGGCCCCUUACGGCUGCCGCUGCUGCGUUCGACGAUCUGCGAGACCAGCUGCUGAAGCUCCAGCAGCAGCGCCAGCGGAACGCCUCGCCAAACACCCGUGGUAGUGGUGGGAGCAGCAGCAGCAGGGACGCUGCCGUGCCUGGGCGCUUGGCUGCGUCUUGCGAAGCCGUUGUCGCCUCGUGCCAGGAAGGGGGGGGGGAGAUCCCCCGAGGCUCUGAAGACGCGGAGAGCCUCAAGACAGCUCUUGGCGAGGCUUCGGCGCACGAGCAUUCGGAUCUGCCUCAGGUGCUCAUUCGCAGACGGCGAGGUUCCGUGGAGGAAAGGACAGCUAUUGACUUCGAGGAGUUUCUGGUGUCUUAUCUGCACAAGCAGAAACCCCUGAUCCUCCGCGGUAAGUGCGGAGCGGCGCGAACAUGGCCUUGCGUCAAGCUGUGGUCAGAUUGGAGCCGUCUCCGGAGACGUCUGGGGCAUCGCCUUGUUCCCGUGGAAAUUGGGAGCUCGUAUGCGGAGGAGGGCUGGACGCAGCGGCUGAUGGCUUUCGAAGAUUUCUACAACGAGUUUAUCGGGACGCCUGGCGGGUCGCCGCCGCUAAUGGGGAGUUGCGCGCAACAUCAAGGACGGCUGACUCUGUGUGCCGCUGCCAUGUGUGCUACAGAGGGGCCCCCGUCGUCCGCUGGGGGCCCCGUUGGGUAUUUAGCGCAGCAUGCGCUGCUAGAGCACUUGCCCUUCCUUGCGAAGGAGGCACCGCUCCCAGAUCUUAUCGAGGCGUGUACGUUCACUCGGCUCAGGGAAUUCAGUUGA